UGUGACAAUUUAGCUAACACAACGUAACCAUCUCAAGUGUCCAAUACAACGGACUGUAAAACCGCAGACUAACUUGGUAUUCAGCACUCGUUUCAACUGCUCACCACAAAUGCAACAGAAACGGAUAUCAAAUGGUAGAAAACAGAUUGUCAACAAAACGGAACCGCUGAGAGGACAGGGCCAGAGAACAGUCAUAUGAGGCUAAUGCAGGAAGUAACUGCAGCCCUACGGAAUCAUAGAAUACUGUUCCACCUCUUCUCUCCUUCUCCAGGAGCAUGCCAUCUGAACCUUGUGUCAGCAGAGGAAGGAUGGCCUUCUCUGUGAUGUCAUCCUGGUCGCCGGCGACCAGAAGUUCCAUGCCCAUAAAGCAGUGCUGGCGGCCUGCAGUGAUUACUUCCGGGCCAUGUUCAGUCUGUGCAUGGUGGAGAGUGAGGCAGAUGAGGUGACUCUUCAGGGAGUGACAAGUGUGGGACUGAAACAUGCACUAGACUUUGCCUACACAGGACAGGUGAGUCUACAGUAGCACCUUCACCUACAGCUAGCCACCACAUGUCCUCAAGUCACACACAGAUACUGAAUUGUACACACAAACAUAGCUCACAAAUAUCCAGGCUAACACAAACUAAGAGUGACAAUUUUCAGCUUUUCAUUAGCUGAUUUAAAGCUAUAGCCCAGCCAUACUCAACUGGCGGAUCGCGGCCCGGAUACUUGACCCCUAGGGGGCCCCCAUUCAUUUUGUUGAGUCACUCCGGUAUCAUAUGAACGCACAUAAAACAUGAUAUACUGUGUGCUUUAAAAUGAAGAAUCUUUCUCUCCGCCAAGAAGAGGGGUGUGAGCAGUUAGCAGUCAUAUGAGUCGCGAUGUGGCGGUUUGUUACUAUGCUGAUAAAUGAUAAUAUCCAUCCGGACUUUUGCCACCUAGUACAUUUGUGUGACUGGACCUUCUAAAGUAGUGGGUGAGUACACCUGCUACAACCUAUGCAUGGAUGUAAUAUCUAACCUAACCUGACCCUACAGUAUGCCAGUGAUUCCCCCCCCCCUCUCCUCCCUCCCUCCCCCCCUUUCUCUCUCCUCCCGCUCUCUCUCGCUUUCUUUCUCUUGCCUAUCUCUCUUACCCCCCAUCUUUCUCUCUCUCUCUCUCUGCGGCGAGGAGUCAGGAGACCUGUGGCCCAGCAGUGAGAGGCUGGCUAGCUCGUAAUUAUUCCUAAUUGCAUUUCCACAGUGGAAAUGAGCAGGGGGAGUUGUGUCGAUGUAGGUCAGCAGCCGGCUGCCGUUCCGUUUCUUUCUGCUGAGAUGAUGAGAAGAAGUCACCUUCAGCUGCUGGAGCUGCUCAGUCUCUGCUCACACUACCUCAUCCAGGAGCUGAACAGUGUUAACUACCUGGACCUGUACCGUGUUUCUGAUCUGUUCCACCUCCCUCCUCUGGAGGAGGCUGUGGUCAGCUUCCUGGUAGAACACCUGUGUGAGCUGCAGCAGAGCUGCCUGGAGGAGGUGCUGCUGCUCCCCUACCGCCUCCUCAGGGAUGUGUUGUUGCUCAACGAGGAGGAGAUCUGGCAGCUGGUGGUGUGCUGGUUAGAGCAUGACUGUCGCUACCAGUACACAGAGGACCUGAUACAGCACGUUCGUUACGGCCUCAUGAACGUGGCCGCCCUGCACCACGUGGCACAGUGCCACCCGCUGGUCCAGUCCAGUGCCCCCGCCGCCGCCCUAGUGGACGAGGCUCUAGAGUACCACCGAGCCACCUUCGCCCAACCCCUCCGCCAGACCGCCCACACCAAGCCCCGCUUCCAGUCUCUCACCCUCUACAUUGCCGGUGGGCACAAGCGCGAGGUGAGCCGCGUGCGGGAGCUGCGCUACUUCAACCCAGCCGCCCAGGAGAACGUGCGCGUGGCCGGGUGCUCCAACUGGAGCGAGCUGGCGCCAAUGCCCGCUGGGCGCAGCCACCACUGCGUGGCCGUCAUGGCCCACUUCCUGUUUGUCGCGGGUGGCGAGGUGGAGCAUUCCACGGGGAGGACGUGUGCGGUGAGGACAGCUUGUCGGUAUGACCCCCGGGGGAACCGCUGGACGGAGAUAGCCUCCAUGAAGGCGUGCAGGGAACACUUUGUCCUGGGGGCUCUGGGCCAGUACCUGUACGCGGUGGGGGGGAGGAACGAAUUGAGACAGGUGCUGCCCACCGUGGAACGCUACUGUCCGAAGAGGAACAAGUGGACCUUCGUCCAGUCCUUUGACCGCUCGCUGUCCUGA
This is a messenger RNA of Oncorhynchus keta (chum salmon), 2243 nucleotides long. RefSeq names its product kelch-like protein 32. Bases 1227 to 2243 code for a protein of 338 amino acids. The record is from RefSeq and is a predicted model, not a curated record. Gene Ontology annotation, molecular function: protein binding. The transcript has 7 exons. NCBI's taxonomy places the organism in Eukaryota, Metazoa, Chordata, Actinopteri, Salmoniformes, Salmonidae.